UUCAAGAAUUUCUGCUCUGUCCUUCUGUAGCCGUAGGCUUAGGGUUUUCUAUUCUUCUUCUAAGUUGUUCGUUACUGUUCGACUUAGCCUGCUUCGCGCGUGAGGUGAAGUUUUGAACGAGUUGAUCAAAGACUUCUUCGCCUCCUUCGACGUCGUUCCUUCCUGUCGGGUCGGAAGUCACGACAACUCCCGUUCCUUUUGUUGGAUCGGAAGUAACGACGACGGGAGGGAGCUCAGUCGUUGCCAAGCAAUCGGACAGCUGAUGGAGCAUGAAAAAAGUAAAGAGAAGCAAACUCCAAUUGAAUUUAGGCGCAGAAAGAUAAUUCCUGGUGUGGAAAAAAGUACAAAUGUUUCUCUAGCAGCAAUAAAGAAUGUAGAAGCUGUUGUGGACGAAGGUUCUGGAAAUAAAAUUGCAUCUCCCACUCCCGAAAAAUCUGAUCGGAAGCUGACUAGUAAAGGAAAACAACUUAAUGAUAAUUCUCCAAGUCAAGACAUCCUAUCAGAAACACAUAUUCCUGAAAUAACAUUGAAAUCCACAGAACUUCCAGAAAAGUUGAAGACAUUGGCCGACCUUUUUGAUCGAAUGUGUUCCUCUGUUAGAUUGUUGGGUUUGAGGAAGAGGUUGCCAACUUUUCGGGACAUUUGCACUCAAGUGGAGAUAUUGACUAAAAGGAAGUUCUCAUACGCCCAUCUUGCGCAGAUGAAAUAUGUAUUUCCUGAUGCUAUUCAGAUAGAGAAGGUACUUGUACACGAUGAGAGAACUUUAUGUAUGAAACCAGACUUGAAAGUCAGAAUUUUAUUCGAUAUCAUGGGAUGCCCAUCAUAUCCUGGACAGACUGUAUCUAUGGCUUUAUGCCGUGCCUUUCGUGUGAGAUUGUUGGAGCAGUUCAAUGCCAAUCAAGAUGCUGAAAUUCCUGAGGCUGUUCUUCCAGAGCCAUUCAAUCAAAGGAAUGACAUCGAAUAUCUGGAUUCUUUGCCAGUAAAACCAGUCAGUGAAUUUCCUCGGCAGGCAUCAGUGGAACUUGAUUCCUUUUCAGUUGCCUCUCAUUUUUCUUCAUCAUUUCGUAAGCAUUUUUGUCAGAAGGAAACUGUCCCAGAAGCUGAAAGAACUAAAGUUCUUGCCUCUGCCUCACUGUCUGCAAUUGCUGAUGAUGAUGCAUGCAAGUCUAGCGAGAACGUUUAUAUAACCUCUCGUAAAGAUAGUAUAACUUUACUUUCUGCCAUUAUAUCUCCGUCUGAAGCCAUUUACAUUCCAAGUCCUGAUAAUUUAGUGGAGAGGACACCUGAAAAAGGUUCUUCGACUGCAUAUAACAUAGUAUCUGAACUUAUUGAUACUGAAAGUACUUGUAUUGUACCCCAGUCAAGUCAGAAUACUCCAGCAAAUGUUAGUAAGAUCGCAAGUGAUGCAAUUUCAGAAACACCUGCUUUGCAAACUCCCAAAAGACCCAUGCCGACACCCAUUGAAAUCUUGGUCAGUACAAAUGAAAAGUCAGUUAACAAACCCAAGUCAACACCUUCAGUACGUCGUACUUUAAUGUACUCUCCGCAGAAGAUGGACUUGAGCAAAUCAAAGCUUGACUUUGACACUGCAGAACUACCUCAAAUUCAUGAACAUUAUUCCAAUGAAUCCCUGUCCAUUAAAACAAUCAUAAGUGAACAAGAAACAAAACUGACUUGUGAUGCAACUGCUAGAAUAAAUGAGGCUCAAAAGCUGAUCCAACCAAACUCUGAGAAGCGUAAAGCUAUACUUGAUUGCUUGCCAGCCAUGUUUGACACAAUCCACCAUAUUUGUCUAUCUGCUGACUGUUCUUUGAUUACAAAGCGGGAGCUUGUGCACAAAAUAAUUUCAAAUAAUUUGGAUAUUGAAGAGACGAGUGAAGUGGAAGAGCAAUUGGGCCUGUUGGAAGAGUUGGUUCCAGAUUGGAUGUGUAAGAAGAGCACAUGUAAUGGAGAGUUCCUUUACAGUAUCAAACGUUUGCCUGAUCCAGAUUCUGUUCGUACUAGACUUUCAGAAGCUGUGUGAAAAAAAAAAACUUAAUUAUGCUGGUAAUUCGCUUCACUCGUCUUCCAAUUUGGUCAAUAAAAUCUUGAAGAGACUUCAGUGCUUGUAUGUACCAAUUUGCUCUUCCAAUUUGGUCAAUACUGCAUAUUGUAAUCCUGUUCGACUUUCAAUAGACUAGGGAUUCACUUGAUUUGCAUUUGGCAAGCUAAACUUUUGUUCCUAGGAAUGAUAUAUUAACUUUUUUUUCCUCUGCACAUUGAUUGAUUUUGUGGUAAAGCUGGUUUUUUAUGUCGACUGAAGUCAUUUUCAUGAUAAUCAGAGGUGGACCAGUGAGUAAGUUGCUUUUAUUAUAAUCUAGAAGUCUGAGUUACGAAA
Molecule: messenger RNA, 2377 nt
Organism: Dendrobium catenatum
Lineage: Eukaryota; Viridiplantae; Streptophyta; Magnoliopsida; Asparagales; Orchidaceae
Product: CDT1-like protein a, chloroplastic
Exons: 8
Coding region: 263-2023 (586 amino acids)
Biological process (GO): regulation of DNA-templated DNA replication initiation; mitotic cell cycle; DNA replication checkpoint signaling
Cellular component (GO): nucleus
Molecular function (GO): DNA polymerase binding; DNA binding
Source: RefSeq, a predicted model, not a curated record